Hydractinia symbiolongicarpus is the source of this 3407-nucleotide messenger RNA. RefSeq names its product 6-phosphogluconate dehydrogenase, decarboxylating-like. NCBI's taxonomy places the organism in Eukaryota, Metazoa, Cnidaria, Hydrozoa, Anthoathecata, Hydractiniidae. Gene Ontology annotation, cellular component: cytosol. The coding region runs from base 522 to 1976 and encodes 484 amino acids. The transcript is spliced from 18 exons. Gene Ontology annotation, molecular function: NADP binding; phosphogluconate dehydrogenase (decarboxylating) activity. Gene Ontology annotation, biological process: pentose-phosphate shunt, oxidative branch; pentose-phosphate shunt. The record is from RefSeq and is a predicted model, not a curated record.
GGGAAGACAUAGAUUCCGUAAUACGUCCGAAAUUAAAAAGGCCUUCUUAACGAAAUAACCCGUCUUUACUUCCGCUACAGACGGAAGGCGGAUGUUGUUAAAUUAGUUUAUUUGUAUUUUGGCACACAAACUAUCUGCAAAUUGUACCAAACCGUUUAAGAAAUAGUUCAGAUGUCAAGUUGAAAAAAACACAAUAAUUAACCUGUGGCAUUUGUCAGCAUGUAUUACAGGAAAAAGGUUUCUUGCGUGGGUUCACAAGGAAGGAAAGACGUCAUGACUUAAAUAACGCAAAAGCUAAGUCGCGGCGUUUAGACUCGUUUCUUGUCACUUUUACGGUUAGUUAUUCUGUUGGGCAACUUUCUAAUCGAGACACGUCUAUAAUUGAAAACAAAUAAAAGCCUGGAUGAUUAUGCAGUUUUCCUCUCUAAAGCUGUUUGUGUUUGAUGAGAGUAUCUCUGGCUGGGUAUAAAGCAGAAACAAAGAUACAGAUUUUAAACUAAGUUGUAUUGAUAAACAUAAAUAUGGCGGAACCAAAGGGAGAUAUCGCAUUGAUUGGACUGGCUGUAAUGGGCCAAAACAUUAUUUUAAAUAUGAACGAUCAUGGGUUUACGGUUGUUGCAUUUAACAGAACUGUGGCCAAAGUUGAUGAGUUUAUGGCUAAUGAAGCAAAAGGGACAAAUGUCAUCGGUGCAAAGUCACUUGAAGAUAUGGUUUCUAAACUCAAAAAGCCACGCCGAGUUAUGCUGUUAGUUAAAGCUGGUUCAGCUGUUGAUGCGUUCAUUGAGAAAUUAGUACCAUUAUUGGAAACAGGAGAUAUUAUUAUUGAUGGUGGAAAUUCUGAGUAUAAAGACACCAACCGACGAUGUCGUGAUUUAAAAGCAAAAGGUAUUGAGUAUGUUGGCAGUGGUGUCAGCGGAGGUGAAGAAGGAGCCAGACAUGGACCAUCCUUGAUGCCAGGAGGGUCUUCAAAAGCUUGGCCACACAUUAAAAAUAUCUUUCAAUCAAUUGCGGCGAAAAAAGAUAAUGAACCUUGCUGUGACUGGGUUGGAGAUGAAGGUUCAGGACAUUUUGUUAAAAUGGUGCACAAUGGAAUUGAAUAUGGAGAUAUGCAGGUCAUAUGUGAAGCUUAUCAUCUGAUGAAAACCUGCCUCGGCAUGACUCCACCAGAGAUAGGAAAGGUAAUGGAAGCAUGGAACAAAACAGAAUUGGAUUCGUAUUUAAUCGAAAUAUCUGCAUCUAUCUUACAAUACAAGGAUGACAAGGGUGAAUACUUGGUUGAGAAAAUUCGAGAUACUGCUGGUCAGAAAGGUACUGGAAAAUGGACAGCUAUAAAUGCUCUUGAUUACGGAAUACCAGUUACCCUUAUAGCCGAAUCAGUGUUUGCUAGAUGUUUGUCUGCGUUAAAAACUGAUCGUGUGGAAGCAAGCAAGUCGUUAAAAGGACCAGACACGAAUAAAUUUACAGGUGAUAAGAAAGCUUUCAUUGAAGAUAUACGACAGGCUUUGUAUGCUUCUAAAAUUGUAUCGUACGCUCAAGGCUUCAUGUUGCUACGAGAGGCUGCUAAAGAAUUUAACUGGGAGUUGAACUAUGGCAGCAUUGCUUUAAUGUGGAGAGGAGGUUGUAUUAUUAGAAGUCGUUUCCUUGGUAACAUUCGCGAAGCCUUCGACAAGAAGCCAGCAUUGAUUAGUUUGUUGUUAGAUGAUUUUUUUAGGGAUGCUGUACACAAGUGUCAGGCCUCUUGGAGACGCGUGGUAUCCACUGCAUUUACAUUGGGAGUACCUGUGCCUUGCUUUAGCUCAGCACUUGCUUUUUAUGAUGGUUAUAGAUCGGAACGACUUCCUGCUAACCUAAUACAGGCACAGCGUGAUUACUUCGGUGCACACACUUACGAAUUGCUUGCAAGUCCAGGAAAGUUUCAUCAUACUGAUUGGACUGGUCAUGGUGGACGAGUGUCAUCAACAACUUAUCAAGCCUAACUGGUUAGCACCUUGCUUGUUAAUAGCUACGACGACUACUUAAUUAGAAAAAUAAUAUUUAAUGACACAGUAAUUCUGCUAUAUUGGCAUGUUGUAUAUUUAUUUUGUAGUUUAUAUUUUGUUUUGUUUAUGCACAACCGCGAUUAAAAUUUUUUAAAAUGAAAAAAAAAUCUCAUUUUGGUCGUACUGAUUUAACAUAUAUAUGCUUGACACUCUUUUUUUUAAUUUUCUUGAAUCCAUUAUAAUUGUAAGAAUCACGAUUUUAUAAAAGUUAAGGCACAUUACUUAAAAACCUUGUUCUUUUUUUCCCUGAUGAAUGCAGUCACAAUUUUGUCGCCAUAAUUGCAAGGUAUUGGCUUAUUUUAAGCCAAUAUCUAGGUGUAAAGUAGAUUGAGGGUUGCUUAAUUUUAUUUAACUAACAUUCUCAAUUUAUGUCCGAAGGGGAAAUAGAAAAAUAUUUUGUGAAAAAAGUUCGAAGUUAUUGUAGAUUUCCUUUCUUGUAGUUUUCGUUCGUUUUGUUUUAAAAGCGUCUUUCUAUUUUCGCAACAAAUAAUUUUUCUGCUUUGCUUGUAUACUUGUACUGACCUGUAGCAAAACCCUGGUAAUGUGUGUCGUGUUUAAAUAAUUUAAGGAAUGUUUAGAUAAAUCUGAGUAAAAUAUGACGGCGUCAUAGGGAGGAAAGUGGUCGGGGCAAAGAUAUAGGGAGGGACCUAUUAAUAAUGCACCAUUGCUUUCGAAAAUGUCUAUUCGUGUGUAUUUAACUGCAUUUAUACAUUGUUUUUUGCCCUAUUUUUUUUUUUAUUAUUAUUAUUUCAACGACUGUAUAUACACCUCUAAUAAACAGCUGAAAAAAACUACAGCGUAUUCAGAAAGUAGCAUGCGGGUUUGUUUUUGGUAGAUUUUGCAAAUUGGAAGAUGUUAUUAAAUUAAAAUGGUUACCAAUUACAGAACGUAGAAAUUUUAACUUGUUAAAAACUACUCAUAAGGCCUUAAACUCAGUAUAUUGGUCUUCUACAUGUCAUUUAGAUGUUAAAGUGCACACAAGAACAUUGCAGAACCCUGAUACCCGUGUUAAACCAUCCGUUGUAUCAGGAACUUUCCAAGAUUUUGCUAGUAAGUUGUUCAAUGAGCUUCCAUCUAACUAAAAAACGAAAACGUUUAUUCCACCUUCUGCAAGAACGUUAAAGGCUACUUGUUAGAUUUUGCAAUAACAAGAUCCCUUGCGGGAAACUGAUGUUUUAUUUAUUUAUUCAUUUAUUUAUUUUUUCUUUGCAUAUUUGCUCCAUUCCCGUGUGUUACUCAACUUCUUUUAAUAAUAUUUUAUUAUUUACUUGUAUUUUAUCUGUAAUAUAUUUCUUGUUAAUUUUUAUUGGGAUAAAGAGCCAUUUUAUUGUAAAUGGAUAAGCCCUGAAAAUAUAUUUUACUUACUUA